CAAAGCAGGAGAAAGAUGCAACAUAAAAGAAGCAUAAAACAACACUGCCGAUCACCCACACAUGGAAUAUUUGUUAACAGUUGUGUGAUUGUGGUAAAUUUCAUGAAAUAAGAUCCAAACCUUUUAAUAACUCUUUAUUAUAUGUUAUUUUUGAUGGGCCUUUAUCGGAUCAGGGUGUUUAAGCAGGAGGCAGAGUCAAGGAGGAACAGUUGCUCUUAGAUCAAUAGGUUCCCGGUUUGUGCCAGGCGGGUAUGUACGAUUUGUCACUUCAAAGCCUUAUUCGAUAUCAGUCUCUUUUAUUUUGCAUCUUUUCCUCAAUAAAAAGCACUGUCCAGCAUUUUAAAUCAAUAAAAUGCAAUGCCCUUCAUACAACGCUUAAACCCUAGUUUCUACUUCCACAGAGGUAAUAAAAUACCAUGUUAUCUAAUAUGUAUGCUAUUCUGCUCUGACUUGAGAAGAAUCUUAGACAUGGUACUUCAAAAGAUGCAGAGUGACUGUUGAUCACACUGACUAGGAAGGGGGAAAAUGAGGGAGGCAUUUGUGUUUGUUCAGCAGAAGCAAAAGGGUCUUAAGCUAUUCUUCAAUAGCAAUAGCACUACUAAUCUGUUUGAGUGGCGGAGGAUCCAGUCAAGUAACAGAAGUGAUAAUCAUGUAUGUUGUAGGCAUGGGUCUGAAGUUUCCUCCCUUGUUGGUCCUUUAAGUGCUUUAAUAUAUGCAUGGCAUCGAUUGUCUCGUGCUAAUGCAUUAAACUGGAGAUCAUGCACAUCCAAUUCGAUACAAACUAAGGGCUUAGAGUAUGCUGGGAUGACGACAUAUGCUUCACAUAUUAAGAGACCCAAGAAAAUAAAAGAGGGCCGCACGAAGAAGAAAGUGCAGCCACAAUACCGGAAGGUUACAGCGUUUGAAAACAUAGUGGAUAGAGAUGACGAGUUUAGGUUUUUGAUAAAAACGAAAGAAUGGUUAUCAAAAGAACCUGAACAGGUGCUCCAGCUGGACGAUGCAGGAAAAAUGUACAGGGAACUGGGCUUUCCAAGAGGAAGAAAAGUCACAAGGUCCAUUGAGAAACAUCCUGCCCUAUUUCAGCUCUAUAGACACACUGAUGGAAAAAUGUGGCUUGGCUUCACUGACCUUAUGGAGAGGCUUUUGAAGGAAGAACACAAAAUUAUGGAGGAAACAGAGCUAAGCAGGAUGAAUACAGUAAGAAAACUCAUUAUGAUGUCUGUGAACAAACGUGUUACUAUGGCCAAAUUCCACCAUUGUAGGCACAUCUUUGGCCUUCCAGACAAUUUCCGAGACAGGAUUAAGCUAUAUCCACAGUUUUUUCGUGUUGUCGAAGAAGAGGGUUGUCGGUUUGUGGAGCUUGCACAAUGGGACCCUUCAUUAACAGUUACAGCCUUGGAGGCUAGUUAUAUUGGUAACGAAGAGAAAGUUAAAAAUGCAUUUGUGUUUCGUGUUAAAUACGGUAAAAGUCUCCAUUUGGGCAAGGAAAGAGUCAAGAAAUUGAAUGCUCUUAACACCUUUCCUCUCGUUUCACCCUACUCUGAUACAUCCGAUAUUGAUCCGGACUCUUUGAAUGGGCAGAAGUAUAGAGUGUGUUUGAUUCAUGAGUUUGUUAGCUUGACUUUAGAGAAAAAGGCUUCCAUACAUCAUCUAGCCGAGUUCAAGGAUGAAUUCAGGCUGGCCAAAGACACUUGCCAGUUAUUAAAGGAGCAACAUCGCACCUUUUAUUUGGCAGGAACGGAGAUGAAUUGGACUGUAUUUUUGAAAGAUGCUUACAUAGGGGAGCAUUUGAUUGAGAAAGAUCCAUUGGUGGUUUUCAAGGAAAAGUUGUUUAGUUAUGGUUUCUUGAGACAGGGUGAUCCAGAGCUCAAGGAGAUUUUGAAUGCCAGCAGGCUAGAUGAAGAUGAUAAGUGUAAGGGCAAGGAAGGGCAAGAAGCGAUGAUUGGCAAAUUAGGUGAAGACUAGUUACAGACAAUAUUCUACAGGCCUAGAGCCCUAGGAUCAUUGCAGCUGAAAAUACAAAUGAAAAUACAAAUGGGCGUCACUAGUACUCAUCCAAUUAAUGAUGUUGUACUGGAACAAUUUUCAGCAGAACAUGAAGCCUACCAUUAAAAAUAUAACAUGCAUAAGAGAGGAGAAGAAAUUUCUGAUCUUUUCAGAAUAAAAGGUCCAGGGAUGUCAUUCUUUCUGAUUGCAGAUGCAUGAUUUUUCACCAUUUUGCAGCAGAAAUUACUAAAUGGGCUCCGCAAGUUCUCCUGGAGUAGAAAGAAGAAGAUACGAAACAGGCUCUGCAAGUACUCAGAUUGUGAAGGACUGGGCUCUCGCAUAUUGUACGGAGGACCCCGAAUGUCAUGGGCAUUUGAUUUAGUUGAACACAUUUCUCAUUAACAUUGUUUUCUACUUCUAACUGAUGGUAUGUCUUUCUUCAAAGGUCACAUUCAACUUUAUAAUAUUUUUGAUAUUGGAACUGAAUGCCUGCAGAUUUUAUGGACCUUCCAGUUGUGGCUUUAAAUUUGUUAAUUUUUUUUCUACAUAUCAAAGAAAUUCCAGACGAUAUUUAUGUUCAUCUAUAGAUUUUGAAGGACUGAUUGUGCAA
Messenger RNA from Cryptomeria japonica (Japanese cedar), 2596 nucleotides. RefSeq names its product protein WHAT'S THIS FACTOR 1 homolog, chloroplastic. NCBI's taxonomy places the organism in Eukaryota, Viridiplantae, Streptophyta, Pinopsida, Cupressales, Cupressaceae. Gene Ontology annotation, molecular function: RNA binding. The transcript is spliced from 5 exons. The record is from RefSeq and is a predicted model, not a curated record. The coding region runs from base 526 to 1965 and encodes 479 amino acids.